AUGGCUUGCGUGGGCGCUUUUCUCUCAAAGCAUCUCCUGACAUAUCAAGUAUGCGGUGCGAAUACCAACGUGGGUAAAACGGUAUUCUCGUCCCUCCUCUACAAGGCGCACGCCUUGUCGAAACCCAAGACCAACCACUGGUAUUUGAAGCCUGUUUCUACCGGGCCUGAGUGUGAUAGGGAUGAUAGACACAUCAGUCGCUUCGCUAAGCAUGUUUCGAUCAAGUGUUUAUACAUCUUCGAUCAGCCGGUGAGCCCUCAUCUUGCUGCUGCCGGUAAACAGGCCGCUAAAUUACCACUGCCAUUGCCUGUCAUUCUGGUUGCAGACUCAAGGUUAGGGGGGAUAUCAUCUUCUAUUGCUGCGUUUGAAAGUCUUUCGCUUCGCGGAUACGAUGUCCAUGCGGUUGCUGUGCUGGAGGAUAACUUCUAUCAAAACCACACGUACCUAGAGGAAUUUUUCCUCUCGAAAAGGAACAUUCCGGUUUUGACAGUACCCCAACCUCCCCCAAAACAAUUGACAGGCGACGACUCCGUUGCCGCAGAUGAUGAACAGAAGAUGUCAAGAUAUUACGAAGAACAGGCUAAAAGGCUUCUGACAGAAGUGCAUGGGCCCCGGUCCAGUUUUUUGGAUAUACUCUCUGAGAAGCAUCACUCUCGGAUCUCAGAACUUGAGUCUAUGUCCGCCAGGGCCCAUUCCUCCAUUUGGUACCCAUUUACCCAACACCAGUCAUUAGCUCCAAAAGAUAUCAUGGUAAUCGAUUCGGCAUAUGGAGACUGUUUCCAAACUUCCACGGGAAAUUCUACGGAAUCUGGUUCAGAACCAACCGCAGCUAACACUGAACCUUCGCAAGAGAAUAAAUCCAACCUAUUACGGCCAACAUUUGACGGCUCUGCGUCUUGGUGGACUCAGUGCCUUGGCCACGGGAACCCCGAAUUGUCCUUGGAGGCAGCCUAUGCGGCUGGCCGAUAUGGCCAUGUCAUCUUGCCAGGUGCAAUCCAUGAACCGGCCCUUUCACUCGCGGAAUCCCUGAUUAAAAUGAUAAACAACCCUCGAUUGAAGAGAGCAUUCUACUCCGACAACGGAAGCACUGGUAUGGAGGUUGCCGUCAAGAUGGCUCUGAGAGUGGCAUGCAAGCGGUAUAAUUGGGAUUCCAGCAAGGAAGACAUUGAGAUUUUAGGCCUGCGCGGAAGCUAUCACGGGGAUACAAUUGGGACGAUGGAUCUCGCGGAACCCUCAAUCUACAACAAAAAAGUUGAGUGGUACCGCGGCCGCGGCCAUUGGUUCAACUUUCCCACGGAUGGUCGAAAAUUCGGAGCCCUGAUCAUGGAACCUGUCAUCCUGGGAGCUGGCGGGAUGUUAUUCGCCGAUCCACUUUUCCAGCAAACCAUGGUUGAAGUUGUUCGGGAGAACCCGGGCCUAUUUGGGGGAGGCCAUGCCCCACCUUCAUCAUCGUCGGAUCGCACAUGGUCUGGCCUGCCUGUGGUUUUCGACGAAGUUUUCACCGGCCUCUAUCGCCUGGGCAGAGCCUCCUCUGCAUCCUUCCUCGAUACGCACGCCGACAUCUCAGUGCACGCAAAGCUGCUGACAGGCGGGCUCGUGCCGCUGUGCAUCACCCUUGCAAGCGAGGAUAUCUUCGACGCGUUUUGUACCCCGCACAAAGUCGAUGCCCUGCUGCACGGCCACAGCUAUACCGCACACCCUGUCGGCUGUAGAGUGGCAGAAGCAUCGCUCCGCAUGUUGACCACUAAGAAUGCAGAACGAUGUCAGCAAAUGCUAUUACGUGAUCAGCCACACCGUCAGCCGCACAAUCAACCGUCUGUGGAAGCAGGCGUUGAUCUUCCGGAACAGCUUCGGCACGUUUGGAGUAGCUGGUCGGAUCAAUUGGUCCUGGACCUCUCGCGCUCCGAACAGGUCGAAGCGGCUUUUGCCCUUGGCACUGUUCUAAGUAUUAGCCUGCGAAGCCAAGACGGCGGUGGUAAGUAG
Molecule: messenger RNA, 1983 nt
Organism: Histoplasma mississippiense
Lineage: Eukaryota; Fungi; Ascomycota; Eurotiomycetes; Onygenales; Ajellomycetaceae
Exons: 6
Coding region: 1-1983 (660 amino acids)
Biological process (GO): biotin biosynthetic process
Cellular component (GO): mitochondrion
Molecular function (GO): S-adenosyl-L-methionine:8-amino-7-oxononanoate transaminase activity; dethiobiotin synthase activity; pyridoxal phosphate binding
Source: RefSeq, a predicted model, not a curated record